GAAUGUACCCUGGACAAAAUGAAAUCCAUCAAUACAUGGCUAUUUGAAUUGAACAGUUUCGAAUACUUUGACAUGGGAGCAAAUAGAAGUCCCCUAAUGAACUGUCAAAAGGUGGUGGCGAGACAACCUGUCACAAAUAAAAUGGUAACUGCCAGAUUUUGUCAAUUAAAUACCGGCGAGUCGGAUGCCUGUGCUAUCCUACGAUCAAAAUUACGUUUACCCAAAGACGACUCGAAUAGUUACAAUGGCAAUUAUCGCAAUGGACGACAGGAUGGUAACGGUGAUCCUAGCCAAGAAUUUUUCUGUUCGAUUUGUAAUACGGAUAAUUGUAAUGCAGCCGGAAGUAUGAAAAGUUUA
Messenger RNA from Musca vetustissima, 357 nucleotides. RefSeq lists its product as uncharacterized. Lineage: Eukaryota; Metazoa; Arthropoda; Insecta; Diptera; Muscidae. The record is from RefSeq and is a predicted model, not a curated record. The annotation marks the transcript as partial. The transcript is spliced from 2 exons.